CUCAUACAACAAUUACAACGGUCCAUUCAGUGUACACGCACAUCACACAUCAGACCCCCUACAACAAUCUCGAGGAGGGAAUCGACAUAAUAAUACUACAUACGUCCAACCUCGCGCCGCUGCCACUUUGGAAUCCAGCAUGCGCUCCUUCCGCUUUGGACCACCAUGAACCGUAGCUGUAUAGCUACCCUUCAUUCUCCGCAGACAUCAUGGCGAAUUCAAUCGUUUCCGAGCCAUUGAACCCACAUACCGGCUUCAACUGGGUAUUCCUGGUUGAAAUGCUGAUUUGUGGGAUCCUUACAAUCUUCUUUCUCUUCUACUUCAAUCGGCUCUUUGCGACCUUUGUUUCCUACGGCAUUCGAGCGUAUACGUGGCACACAUUCCAUGCCUAUAUCGACAUCCAAGCGUUACAAUUCUCUUUAUUGGGAGGUCGGUUGUUUUUCAAAGAUAUAAGAUACCAUGGUCACAACGAAACGAUUUUAAUCCAUGGGGGAUACAUAACUUGGCAAUAUUGGACUCGAAGGGUGCGCGACGCCGAGAUCUUCAAUGAAGAAUCACCUCCUGCAUCCGAGGCUGGCGAUGCCGCCUCUAGUACCAACAGAAGCCGAUCAGACAGUAGACCCGGAAGUCGAGGCAGGACCGUAGACAGUGCCGAGGCGGGCGGAAAGCAGGCGCGGAAGAGGCUGCCAUGUCGGAUAUCAAUCAAAGUUUCUGGACUGGAGGCCUUCAUGUACAACCGCACCCCAGCAUACGAUGGCAUCAUCGAUGCUAUGCAACGCAAAGCCAAAGCCGACAAACAGGACAAAGGCCAUGACGACCUAGGGCCCGCCAAUACCAAAGAGGGAUCGUACGCAAGCUCUAUCAAACCACACGAGGAUCAUCAUAAUAAGCUACGGAAAUCCCAGCCUCCUGAUCCUGGCGACAUCCCAAGACCAGAGACCGAUACCUCGGCGACUCCCAAAACCAAAAAGGAUGAUAUCCCUGCUUUUCUGAAGAUAUUACCCAUAUACUUUGAUUGCACCAAAGGUGCAGUCGUAAUUGGAAACGAGCAUACCAAGUCCGUCAUCACCGCGCAGUUUGAAAAGGCAAGUGGCGAGUUCGAUGCUGCCAGGAGUGGCCCCUUGGACGUGUAUCAGCAAGUUUUCAAUCUUCAGGUCACGAAUACAGUUGUGCAUAUGAAGCCUAAUCCCGAUUUCAAAGCAUCUCAAUUGGAGACAGCCGAGCGGUUGAAGAAGGAACUUGAUCCCGAUUUCACGGACGAUGAGAUAGAUGAAAAGCAGCAGACGGUGUCGAGAAAAGAACGUUGGCAUUGGUCUGAUCAUUUCCCUCGAAUACCGAAGCUGUCUGGGUUGUUUUCAAGUUCGAGUGACUCCAUUCACACCCAUACAAAGUCGAGGAAAAAGAGCAUUGCCCCUCCGCAGUACGUUCAAGGGCAACGCCAAUGGAAGGGUCUCUCUCGCUACCUUGAUGAGAGCCUCAACGAUGGGUACGGAGAAUGGGAUGGUGUGGAAUAUGGCUUGUCCUCCAUGAUCGCGGACUGUCCUUGUAUAAAUGUCAGCUUCUAUUGGGAUGUAGUUGGCCCUGUGCCCUCUGAGCUCGAGAACAGCUUGCACACGAGUCCGGAAUUUGCAAAGGACAUCAAUGGGAGCAUACCACCUGAAUAUGGUGUUGAUGUCCAAGUGUAUGGGGGGACCAUCAACUACGGACCUUGGGCCGACCGCCAUCGUGGGGUUUUUCAGAAUAUUUUCUUCCCGGGUGCCCACGUCGACGCCGUGCCAGCGGCUUCACUACUACCGGGCCAACUUCGUGCCCUCUCGAAAUUCAAAUUAUAUCUCUGCUUCGAGGAAGACACGGUUCUCCGCAUCCCAGUCCGUGAGCCUUCUAAAGACUUGAAAUGGAAAGGCAAAGCACACACGUUAGCUGGUCAGGGGAAGCAGGCCACUGAAAAGCCAAAAGCAAAGACCAAGUCUCGACGCAAAUCAUUUCGAUUUAGGCAAGGGGAGAAGUCAACCUCAGGCGCCAAUGUUCGACCCUUUGGGUGGAUGGACAUCAAAGUCUCACGUAACUCUUCCGUGAACUACUUCAUGGACAUGGUGGCAUCACCAGACGGGUUUCACAAUAAGCUUGCCGUUGAUAUCGUGAGCAGCGAAAUAUCUUCCAGCGUUAAUCACGGGCUGUUGUGGCGCUCUGGUCCACUCGGGCUUGAUUGCGACCUUUCGAAUCCUCUCAGCUGGAAUAGCUUACGCAAAUGGAUGUUCAACAUUACCUGUCAAGACCUCGAGCUUUUCCUUCUCCGCGACCAUCUUUUUCUCCUCACUGAUCUUGUCGCAGAUUGGGGAUCGGGACCCGCCUCCGACUAUUUCAACUUUGUACCGUUUCAGUACUUUUUGAAUAUCGACUUCAAUCAUUUCAAAAUAUACUUGAAUACCAACGACUCAAACAUCGUUAACAACCCGUCUGAUCUUGACGACAACAAUUUCGUCAUGCUUCAUGGGGAACGACUGCAUGGAGAUGUACUCAUACCUCUUGACCGGUACAAGCCUUUACAGAACGAGAUCCGAUUCGACGUAAAAGGGAGGCAUCUCGGAUUAGAAUUGUGUAUGCCAUCCAAAAACACACUCAAGACAUUUGUUCCGUCCAAAAAAGUGGCCAGCCUUGGUGGAUUAACUUUGAAAGGAUCCCACACAAUAAUGACAGAGACUUCACCCAUGAACACGGAUAGACUCUUCAUGGACAUUCGUGGCGACCGUCUCACGUUGGAGCUAUACGGCUGGCUUGUUAAUCAAUUCAUGAAGAUCAAAGACAAUUACUUUGGCGACGACAUGCACUUCAAAACCCUCGAAGAAUUCCAAGGCCUUCCUAGUACAAAUCUUGCGAAUGAUACUAGUACGCCCAAUAGUCAGCCGAGCAAAUUGUCGAAUGACCUCGAUGUCAUUCUUUCUGUUUCUGCGGAUAACAGCGCCGUCCUUCUACCUGCAAACCUUUACUCGUCAGAAUGCAGUCUUCGUGCCGAACUACCCUUCGUGACCGCGGAUCUUCGAUUCACCAACUAUUACAUGGACCUUGCGGUAAAUUUUAGCCCUAUCAGCGUUUCACUGGGCACUUCCAUUAUCAGCGCGGGCAUACCGAAUGAUACCAGUGGACGCACAGAAAUCUAUAUUGACUCAAUCGGAAUUUUCGGACAUCGCCUUUUCGGUCUUCCACCCACUGAGCCGACGUACGUUUGUAAUUGGGACUUUGAUGUUGGCAAGAUAUCGGGUGAAUGUACCCCUGAAUUCAUACAGAAGGCUGCCGGGGUGGCCAGAUCCUUUGCCUUCUCGUUCGACGACGACGAGAAUUCACUCCAUGUUGCUGAUCCUCUGGUGAUCCAUGACGCUACUUUCCUGCGCUUGAAAACUCAAGAUAUCCAUGUUUGGCUUCAUAUCGAAUCGGAAGCUGUACUUGUCAGUACUGGGCACAUAACCCUCGACUUCAACGAUCUUGCAGGAAGCACGUUUUCUCAACGCCUAAGUGCCCUUGUCCCCAAUCUCACUAUUAGCUCUGUCGAUGCACGGUCCGCUUCAAGACACAGGACGCCCAGUGGAGAGAAAAACAUAGUCAAGACGCAUGCAUUCAUGCAGACAACUCUGUCUCUAAACAUGUUGAAUCGGAAGAUUGGCUUCACAGAGGAACGAAAUAAGCAACAAGCUCAUCUACAAGAACAUGAUCGACGAACGAACAGGGCACAGUUCAUGUUUCACGAAAGCCCAUCGUCACUCUACCCUCAUGGCGACCGGCAACAAAAUAUUCGCCCUCCUGCAAUGCCAUAUCCAGAGAUACCUCAUCCCGUCUUCCUGUUCCAGCCUGGACAAGUCGAAAAUGGCUCUGUAUCCUCUGGUAACUACUCUGAGACAAUCUCUACACGAGGGCGACAAGGUCGUUCUGGUUCUGUAGGCGCAGCGUCCAAGGGUUCGUUCGCUGCGAGCAUCAGAUCGACUCGUCGGCGAAAACAUGUAAGCCCUGCCGUUGUUUCAAGCGGAAGCGAGACACUGCUUGGCCGUUCCCCAUCUCGUACAGCGAGAGUCAGACGCCCACAGGGCCUGCUAUCCGAUGAAGAGAUUAUCAGGCGGAAUCUACCUCCCUCAUCCGUGGCGUUGUCAAGUUCUCUUGCGGCCCCAUACUUUCCUCUCGAUCAAAUCGAUCCAGAUUUGUCCGAGGUGCCAUCUUUCCCUUCGGUCAAAUCCCAAGUUGACAAAACGGACGCCGAUGCUGUAGUGUUCAACGACGUCUCUUCCAGAAAUUUAGACGAAAGUUUCAAACAUACCAGUUUUCUUGUAAGUGCGGAGCCUGGCAUUCGGAUCCAUUGCACCCCGGCAGCUGUCCGCUGCGUUUCGAACUUGAUCGAUAUUGUCCAGCCCAGUCGCCCCGAGGAUCUCCUAGAUGACUUCCAGGUUACUGUUAUGACCAAAAUUCUUGAUCACCAAAAGCGCCGCGAGGGCCAUGGCAAAUCUAUCGAACUCAACGUGCGGAUACCAUUCGUCCAUACUCGCUUUCAGAAUGACUUCAGAGCUACAUCAGAGACCACAGGGGGGACAGAUCAAUACGAUCUCAUCCUUAAUCAGCUCAACCUUUCAGCCCGUAUCAAGAGCUUGCAAGGAGAGCGGGCAGGAGAGAAUACCACUUCCCUCCAUACAACACUAGGCUCAUUGGGACUUUCCAUCACCGAACGAACUCCAAGUGGGCCAAAAGACGACGUGGCUGUGCAAGCUGAGAUACGUGAUGUUCUCGUUUGGAUGCUAAGAGGCCGGGAAACGGCGGUUAACCUGACUUUCAGAGCGUUUGAAGUUGCGACAGCUAGCAGAAAGAUCGAGUACCUGGCUUCGCUUAUCCACCGCACCACAAUACUUGGUGAAGAGCUUGCGGCCGAUUUUGUCCACGUUAGCGAGCAACCCAAAGCUAGGCUUCAAUACCUUGCGUGGUACCUAACACGUACACAAGAGCAGACAGAAGACGAGUAUCCUGAUGCUCCGUUCUUGACGAAGGCGUCGUACGCACUGCGCGCCGCCAGAGACCAUCUACGUAGUCAUGAUUCAUGGAAGAUUAUAUCACGCUUCCGCUAUAUCUAUCAAUGUCUGCCAGUAAACGAAAAGGCACUCCUUCUACAGCGCUGUUCACAGCAGUCCGUCAGUUGCCCAGCCGGCUCCGAAGAGAAGGUCAUUUCGUUAUGGGACCAGUGGCGAACAUGGGAUCUAGCGCACGUCAAGAACAGUCUCGCUAUGAUUAAACUGUUUGGAUCUGGCAACAUGGACGGCCCUCCUUCUUCAACCAUCCCAGUGUCCUUGGAUAUCAAGUCGCAAGAUAUCAAGUUCAUCCUCGAUCCCGGUCCAAAGCAGACGGAGGCUUCUCUGCAUGUUUUGAGUGUCAACGUCGCUUUUAUACCCCCACCAGCACCAACAGGCCUUAUGCUCAUGGGCACGGAGUCGCCAGUGACGUCCACUGUAGUCCAGGUCAACACCCGAGAGACCGCGAUCCAGAUCAGUUGGGAGAUAUGCGAGCUCCUGGAAAUUUUGAUCAAGAUGUUUCAAAAGGAAAGUGUCACCUUCAAGAAGGGGGAUAUGGCCUGCGAUCUUACAGGGGAACCACCACCGCCCAAGCCCCCCAAGAUCACUGAUUUCCAUUUCGUGUACGUUUCCGAUGUGACUAAAAUCAGCCUGGACACAAUCAAUCUCCGUGGACUAUCUACCGGGCGGCGUUUCCGACUCUCUGUAGCUGGGUCACAAAGUAGUCGCAAGGAAGACCCCGCCACGAUCACAGUGAUAACUAAUCUCGAGAAUGCUGUUCUCGAGCUCUUCUCCCGGUCGAAGGUGCUUCUGAAGUCGCAAUUCGAAUUCCCAAGUAUCUACUUCGCUCAUUGCGAUCAUGGAACUGGCAGCAGCAUUCCCGACGAGAUCAAGCUUCUCGCAGCCAGUCGAACAAUCAAAGUUGCGGUUGAAGAAAAUAUCUUGGGCUUCCUCGAAGUCGCAGACAAUGUUAUGCGUGAAGAGGUGGCCUACGUUCAUCGUCAAAUCAAGGCGCUAGAGCAUUCCUUCAAGAAGACAGAUGACAUGGUUCUAUCAAACGCUCGAGUUGGACCGGCUCAACUUCCGAACAUUACCCUCGCACUGUUCAUGGACUUCUAUACGGUGGACCUAGCCUUGUUACAAUCCCUCACUUGGUCGAUUCAGGGUGGGUCUGGUCGCAUUUCCGUUGUGCCAAAGUUGAGCAGGAACGUAACUUUACGCGUUGAUUAUGAUCUCGCGGCGCACACGCACCGAAUGCUUAGUACCUCUCUCCAGAGUUCUAAUGUGAUCAGCUGCCUAGAACUGCCACCCUUGAAUGGUCGCUUGACAGUUACGAAUACCCAGACCGAAACUAGGAUCGAUGCGUCCGGCAUCAUUGAAACAGUUCGUCUGGAGGCUUCUGAAAUUCAAGCAAUAGUCUCAACCAUCAAUCAGCCAGAGAUAGCUAAUGUCAUACACGCCAUCAAGGACGACAUUGCUAUUCUGACAAAUCAUAUCGAAGAGAUCUUCCCGAAGACACCUCAAACUCCAAUCAUCAAAGAACCCAAGGCAUCACAAACAAUCCUCUUUGGCGUUGAAAUGACUCUGUCUGGUCUCCAUGUGAUCGCCAAUGCUCCGGGUCAACUUCCAGAUUCACCGACCGCAAGUCUGAAUGUUGGUUUCUCCUGCGUGCAAAUCAAAGCUACAAAUAUCGGCUCCGACGGUACUAUUUUGGUACUUCCUGAAGCUAUCGCACAACUGUAUAAGAUUAACGUAGAUCUUACUUUAUCAGACUCGGAGGGUGUCCGCCGUUGUGGUAAUGUCACAGUCGACGCUACACUUCAAGCAACAGCAGAAAAUGAAGCGGGCUCACUUCGCAGAGCAUACCGUGUCCGAAGCUCUGGCCUAGAAGUCAACAUGUUUGCAGACACUGCCUCGGCCGUGGUAGACGUGCUGAAUCAUCUUCAGGAUAAGAUCAAAGAUCUAGAUCUAUCCAAGGAAAAGAAGUACUUAAAGAGGCUACGGCAUACGAAGAGUCGCGCACUACAGAAGCCGGCACCAGGUGACAUGGUGCCCGAGAAAGAUAAUGACGUCCCUGAUGCCCUAUUUAAUUCUUCUUACUCAGUAGAGCUUCUUGACAUUCAGAUCAGCUGGAUUGUGGGAACAUCAAUACCGCCCUAUGCCCGAACUGAGGCUGAAGACCUGGUUCUAUCGUUUAGAAGAAUUGACCUGUCCACUCGCAAGGGCGAUGCCGCGCGUUUGAUGAUUGAGGAUAUGCAAUUACAAAUGGUCCCCAUCAACAACGACAAGAAGAUCCGGUCGCUAAGCUCGGCCCUCCUUCCAGAGAUUGUCUUUAAUGUCGCAUAUAGUUCUACUGUGGACACUCGCAAGAUAGCUUUCCAGGCCGCUGGCAAAUCUUUGGACCUUCGCUUGGAUUCUCGCUUCAUCUUGCCUGCCAAUGUCAUCGAACGUUCCAUCGCACUUGCGGGCAAGAAGUUCCGCGCAGCAUCUGCCAACUGGAAAAUGACACCAACGACCAGCGGUGCCGAGCGCAAAAAGGUUUUCGGCAAUAAAAGGCUCGCGUCACUUCUCGUCGACGCGAAUUUCGCAGGUGCUGUUGUCCACAUCAAUGGCAGCGAGGUGCUGGCCCCUAAAGGCAGCAAAGAGAACCGCUCGCAACAGACAGGCAGGUACAGUCAGUUCGUUGGAGAUGGCAGUAAAAGUAGCAUGGCCCUGCGCGCUCCUGGCGUCGCACUUAAAGUUGAGUUCAAAGACGAUGGCAAUGAUCCCUCUCUGAAUGCCGAGUUGCGCGUUGAUGGAUCGAACAACACCCUCUACCCCACGGUCGUUCCUCUGAUUAUCGACAUUUCGGAUAGCAUUAAACAAGUUGUCCGCGAAAAGGAUGAAGAGACCCCGGAGGCAGAAGUCAAAUCGGAGCAAGAGACGAUCAAGCCGGCAGCGAAACUUCUAGAGGACGAUAAUAUUAUCACGGCCGAUCCAAGUACCAUUCUAGGAGGAACACGUCUUAAUCUCGGUUUACGAAUCUGCAAACAAGAAUUCAGUCUUAGUUGCCAACCGAUUGCGAGAGUUGCGGCCAUAGCCAAGUUAGCCGACAUUUAUGUCACGAUCAACAGCGUCAAAUCGCAGGAUCAAGGUCACUUCUUCGCGGUGUCGGCUGCAUUCGAAAAGCUAGAGGCAACAGUUCAACAUGUGUAUUCACGAGAGUCUACGUUUGGUUUCGAUGUCGAGUCGAUCGUUCUCUCCCUCAUGAACAGUAAGCACCUGAGUGGCACAAGCGGAAUUUCUGCCAUCCUCAAGAUAAAUCCAAUGGCACUACAAGUCAACGCUCGCCAACUCCAAGACUUCCUGCUCUUCAGAGAGAUUUGGUACCCACCAGAGAUUCGCCAAUCGUCCAAGCCGCCAACAGCUAUUCCGAAUCAAGAACCACAGGAGUACCUCAUGCAACGUUACCAGCAAGUUACUGCUGCUACUGCCUUCCCAUGGAAUGCCAAUAUCGCCAUUGCAGAUGUGUCCGUCGAACUUGAUCUUGGUCAGGCUAUCGGCAAGACAUCGCUGAACAUCCACAACAUGUGGGCAUCGUCCAAGAAGAGCACAGAUUGGGAACAAAAUCUGUGCAUAGGUGUUGAAAGGGUUGGGAUUGAGAGUACAGGCAGAACGAGCGGGUUUGUUGAGCUCACCACAGUGAAAAUACGCACAUCGAUCGGCUGGCCCAACCACACUCCGAAUGCUAAGCAAACGCCUUUGGUUCAGGCAUCACUGGGUUUUGGCCAGUUGCGCGCCAAAGCUGGCUUCGAUUACCAGACCUUCAUGAUUGCGGAUAUUGCCAACUUCGACUUCCUCAUGUACAACGUUCGGGAGAAUACUAAAGGCGCAAGAGACCGGCUGGUGGCAAUUCUUGAUGGUGAUCGGGUCCAUGUGUUCUGUACUGCGACAAGCGCUGCGCAAGGUCUUGCUCUCUGGCAAGCCAUCGAACGGCUUGUCCAGGAAAAUCAGCAAGCGUACACACAGUCCCUCAAGGACGUCGAGAAAUUCUUGCGCCGAAAGACCUCCACGACACCUUACAGCCGUUCACCCUCGCAGGCCAUGAUUGCGAGCAAGGCAAAGCAAGAUGAUGUCAAGACACCGAUUUCAUUGCACACAGACGUCGUUCUCACUCUUCGAUCUAUCAACAUUGGCGUUUACCCGUCUACAUUUGUCGACCCUCAAAUAUUCGUCCUGUUGGCCUCUGAUGCCCAAGCACGCUUCGCUGUGGCGCUUGAAUCAGGAAAGAUUCACUCAGGGCUCGGCAUGACCCUGGGACAACUCAGCGUUGCGCUAUCGACUAUCUCAGCGCCUAAGAAAUCUAUUUCCAUCUCCGACCUUUCUGUGGAUGACAUCCUGGCGAAUGCGCGCUCCGCGAAGGGAGGAACCAUCUUGCGCGUCCCCAAACUGGUUGCUGGUAUGCACACAUGGCAGGUACCCCACAGUGACAAGAUUGACUACAUCUUCAAGAGCGCCUUGGAGGGCAAGGUGGACGUCGGGUGGAACUACAACCGAAUAUCCUACAUCCGCAACAUGUGGGCCAACCACUCUCGAUCGCUCGCCUCCCGUCUCGGCAAGCCGCUCCCAGAGUCCAACAUCAAGAUUAGGCAGGCUAGCGCCUCACCUCAGCCAGACAAAUCAGGCCCUUCUUCGUCCCCAGAGAUGAACCCAGCCAAAACAGAGGGUCUAGCAACUGGACAAGAGAAAAUCACGGCAGAGAUCAAUGUCCCGCAGAGCAGAUACACGUACACGGCACUCGAGCCUCCUCUCAUCGAGACACCGCAGCUUCGAGACAUGGGCGAAGCGACCCCGCCGCUCGAGUGGAUUGGUCUGCACAGAGAUCGUUUGCCGAAUGUCACCCACCAAAUCGUCAUCGUCACACUGCUUGAGGUGGCUAGGGAAGUCGAGGAGGCGUAUGAGAGGAUCUUGGGCAGUUCCUAAAUCCUUCUCUCGUCCAUUAUUGUUCAUUCGCUCUACAGAGCACAAGCUUUAUUUCCUUUGCAUUUCUGGGAACGGAUUUUUCUAUUCCAGUGUUUUAUAUUUGGCGCAGAUGAAGAGAGAACUUGUACAUACAUACCCCUGACUUGACGUCACACACGAUCGCAUUUGCGAGGAUUUGUUUAUAGAAAAAGUUAUAUGUAAUAAAUAAGGAC
This is a messenger RNA of Aaosphaeria arxii CBS 175.79, 10213 nucleotides long. RefSeq lists its product as uncharacterized. Gene Ontology annotation, cellular component: membrane. NCBI's taxonomy places the organism in Eukaryota, Fungi, Ascomycota, Dothideomycetes, Pleosporales. The record is from RefSeq and is a predicted model, not a curated record. Gene Ontology annotation, biological process: fermentation. The coding region runs from base 210 to 10001 and encodes 3263 amino acids. The transcript is spliced from 3 exons.